Messenger RNA from Rhinolophus ferrumequinum (greater horseshoe bat), 3010 nucleotides. It is a transcript of the gene TIMP4, whose product is annotated as TIMP metallopeptidase inhibitor 4. The record is from RefSeq and is a predicted model, not a curated record. The transcript is spliced from 5 exons. Gene Ontology annotation, cellular component: extracellular matrix. Gene Ontology annotation, molecular function: metalloendopeptidase inhibitor activity; protease binding. Gene Ontology annotation, biological process: negative regulation of endopeptidase activity; negative regulation of membrane protein ectodomain proteolysis. Bases 96 to 767 code for a protein of 223 amino acids. Lineage: Eukaryota; Metazoa; Chordata; Mammalia; Chiroptera; Rhinolophidae.
GCCUAGGGCGAGGGGCGUGAGACGUUCUGAAGGAGCCCCGGAGGGGCCAUUUAAUCCGACAGACCCCACAGGCUUAGUCGGGGCUCUGCCGUGUCAUGCCCCGGAGCCCCCGGACCGUGCCAAGCUGGGCGCUGUUGCUGCGGCUGCUGGCACUUCUGCGGCCACCGGGGCUGGGCGAGGCGUGCAGCUGCGCCCCCGCGCACCCCCAGCAGCACUUCUGCCACUCGGCGCUUGCCAUCCGGGCCAAAAUCGCCAGUGAGAAGGUAGUUCCUGCCAGUGCAGACCCUACUGACACUCAAAAAAUGAUCCGGUAUGAAAUCAAACAGAUAAAGAUGUUUAAAGGGUUUGAGAAAGUCAAGGAUGUUCAAUAUAUCUAUACACCUUUUGAUUCCACCCUCUGUGGUGUGAAACUAGAAGCAAACAGCCAGAAGCAGUAUCUCUUGACUGGUCAGGUCCUUAAUGAUGGCAAAGUCUUCAUCCAUUUGUGCAACUACAUUGAGCCCUGGGAGGACCUCUCCUUUUUGCAGAGAGAAAGUCUGAAUCACCACUACCAUCUGAACUGUGGCUGCCAAAUCGCCACCUGUUAUACAGUACCGUGUACCAUCUCGGCCCCCAACGAGUGCCUCUGGACAGACUGGCUGUUGGAACGGAAGCUCUAUGGGUACCAGGCCCAGCAUUACGUCUGCAUGAAGCAUGUUGAUGGCACCUGCAGCUGGUACCAGGGACGCCUGCCCCUCAAGGAGUUUGUUGAUAUCAUCCUGCCCUAGUGGGGACCAGUAACCACCACAUUCCUUCAGGAGUUCUGAAGACCAAGACCGUUCUCCCUCCCUGCAGAGCUCUAGUUACCACCAUCUGCCUCGUCGUUGCCAGCCAAUGGGAAAUGCCAAGCGGAUGGUUUAGCUAGCAUUAGAGCAGGGAUGGGGCGUAUUAUAGCUUGUGUCCAAGACCCCAGCCCAGCACCGGUCAAAGGCUAGGGAAAGUAGCAUGACUUUUCUAUCCUGCCCUCGGCCCUUCUCCCCCGCCUCCCAACCCUCUUAGUCUAGUCAGUACCUGCUACUUAAAGUUUUGACUCUGGCUUAGUUUGUUUUCCAAAGCCAGAACUACUUCCUUUCUCCACAGGAAAAUGUGUUUUCUCUUACCUUAGCUGAUCUGAGAGGGGAGAAACGGUGAAUGCUACACACAUGAGAUGGUGCAGGCUUCUGAUGCAAAACACGAGGGGGGUUGACAGCAUCAUAAAGAGGCUGGCUUGGAGGCAUGAAAAGAACAACAGACUGUGGUUGUGUAGCCUCUACUCCAAUCUCAACUCAUCCUAAUUCUCUCAUAUGCUUCCAUCUGUCUGGGGGAGUGACUUGCAGGGUCAUGGAGUCUCUCAGUGUGAGACCCCCAGAGACCUAACCUCCCUCCAUAUGCUGUAAUCCUCUUUACGUCAUUCUGGCAGAGUCCGGCCCCGUCAGCACACCUCUUUGGGCAAGAACAGACUUAGGUAUGGUUUCACCAGGUUAACUCUGCUUACCGCCCUCGACUGACGUCAUAGGUUCUCUUCUGUGUCUUUCAGAAAGUCCCUCUCUACUGGAUUACUAAUGACUUCAUUCCUACAUCAGAACUUUUUUUAAGCCAAAAAGCCUUUCUCUUGUAGAGUUGAAAUGCCCCGUUAGUUUUUGACACCACAGAGAUAUCUUACAAGGUCUUCUCUUGUGGGCAAAUUUCAAGAUAGAGGACAAGAGAGAAAUAACACAGGGCCCGUGGCGGGGGAAGGAUGGUAGAUGGAGAAUGUACUCUGCAAUUUUUUUCAAGGUUUUUUUUUUUUUUUAGUGUCAGCCCUGCUAAAUAUUAAAACAGGAAAUCUCCAGCUUUACUCCUCGUCCUCCCUUCAGCUUAGUCCCCUCACCACUGUGCUGGACUCUGUGAGAACUCCAAGCACAGACUCCUUGGGGUUCCUCAACUUCUGCAAAGCUUCCUUGCUUGCUCUGAAAGGAAAAGCCCUGAUGUUGGUCUCAAGGAUUUAUUAAGGACAAAGGCUUAAAGUUCCAGAGCCUCUUCCUGGGGGAGCUCUGACAAAGAUGAAGGAGCGAGUUCUUUUCAAGGUCCAAGGUUGUUGUUACUCAUUUUCUGUGUGUUGUUUGCUGAUAAGUGGGGCCGUGCACAAUAUGCCAGAAGAAGGCUUCUGGUUCACAAAAGUGGUGCACAUGGAGAUUCUUUUUGGAGAACAGAGUGGGAGGGGAACAAACAUAAUAUCUGUCCUAGAGUACACUUGGCAUGCUCUGGCAGAGAGUCUCCAUUGGUGAGGUAAGCAGGAUUACCACCUGACCAUGAAGGCCUAGGGCGGAGGAUGUGGGGCCAGAGAGGAAGAAGGGGGCGGAGUUUGAGGUCUCCAUGGAGGAAAACAUUAGCAACAGCCUCUGUACCAACCAACCAAGCCAUCUCUCUGCUCCUUCUGAGGUCCUUGGAAGACCUCAGAGAAAGCAGAGUGUUAACCCAGUGUUAUUGCCAUCUUGACAAAACCAAGGGAAUGGAAGGGCCUGGUAAUAACCGGAACAACACCUUACAUCUGAGGAGCACUUCACACUUUUCCAGAAGACUAUUACUUAAAGAAUCUCACUUAAAUUUUGUAAGUACCAAAUUAGGUAUCCUGGUCAGAAAUAAUUUUGCCCAUUUGACUUUCCAAUUGGGAAAGGGAGCCACAGGGAGGGAAUGUAACUAGUCCAAUGACAUGUGGCAGGGUCAGGGCUAGGACCCAAAGCAGUGGGACCUUCUGACUGGUGAGCCACAGGUUUAUGGCUUUCUCAGCUAAACUACCUUGUUUCUGCUCUGCCCUAUUCUGUCUCCAGAUUUUGGAGGCAAGGAGCUCUGUCAGCUAAAAUCCAGCCACUCUGGCUCCACAAAGCAGGUCCACAGUUUAACCCCAACAGAAUCUCGGGGGUUGAGAGGCUGAAGUCCUCUUCAGGGCCCCAUAGUCACAUGUGACGAAGCUCAGCGUGGAAAUAGCAGAGACUAAAGUCCCCCCUCAGUC